AUGAGACAGCGUAAGCAGCCGAAGAAGCGAUUAAUAAGCGUCAGUUCAUCGGUUACUUUGAAACCCAGCAGCGCAUCGUCGGUCACCCCGAGUCACGCGACACAGGUUGGUGGAUCUAUGUUCGCCCCGCCGAGCCGGAAACCGAAUCCCGCGGCGGCUUCUUUCCUUCGAAACACCUCCACGAAGCGCCCCGCGGACGGUCCCGCCGGGGGUCUGUCCGCGAAGGACUUCCUCAAACGGAAACAGGCAUCGGCGAACAGGAGCAUGAUGAUCGACGUCCAAGAAGCCGCGAAGCUGGGCACGGUCAUGGGCGAGGAUCUACGACGCGAAGAGGAAGAGCGCGAAAAGAAAAAGGAACGCGAAGAGCGAGAGCUAAAGCGGAAGCAAGAGCAAGAGGAGAGAGAGGCUCGCAAGCUCAAAGAGCAGGAAGAGAAACAGCGCCGCAUCCAGCGAAUGAUGCAGGAGCGAGAACAGAAAAAGGCUCAAGAGGCUGAGAAGAAGCGUCUGCGCGAGGAAGAGCGCGCGGCGGCGGCGGCGGCGAAGCGCAUGCGCACGGCGUCGUCGCCGGAUCAACGCGAGGGCGUCGCGACGCCGUCGCCGGAUCAGGAGCCGAUUCCGGGGUUUUGAACAGCACGCAGUGUACGUACAGUUCCAGUAUGACAGGACAUUUUUUACAGUAGUAGCAAGCGGUAGACAAAAGGCAGAGCGCCGAAAGCCCCCGGCGGCGCCGGGGAACAAAAAAAUAGAAAGAAAAGCAGCGAAAAAAACAAAAAUAGACGGGUGUUUAGCAGCGAGAGCAUUGAACGAAACGAUUCAGUCUCACG
Molecule: messenger RNA, 824 nt
Organism: Micromonas pusilla CCMP1545
Lineage: Eukaryota; Viridiplantae; Chlorophyta; Mamiellophyceae; Mamiellales; Mamiellaceae
Exons: 1
Coding region: 1-627 (208 amino acids)
Source: RefSeq, a predicted model, not a curated record